AUGGGCCUCGGGGUCCUCGAGGAUACAAAGCUCGAUCAUGUUCCUGGGACGGCGCAUGUGUUGCAGGGCGAUGAGAGGAGGGCGAUUGAACAGACGGCUGCGCGACACAUGGGCUUGAAGUACGACAAGACGGGCACCAUACUUUUGGUGCCUCAGCCAAGUGAUGACCCAAAUGACCCUUUGAACUGGCCACUGUGGAAACGAGACGUCAUCAUCUUCCUCCUCUCCCUCCUCUCCGUGAUCGCUGCAACGCUCUCCCCUAUCCUCGCUGCAAACACCGUUUCCCUCGCCCUCUACUUUCGCCGUAACCUCACGGACAUGGCCUUGCUGACAGGCUACCAUCUCCUCGGCGUCGGAGUCGCAGGCUUCCUCUUUGUGCCCAGCGCCAGGAUCUGGGGGAAACGCCAUGUCUAUCUCCUGGGCACCGUCAUCAUCAUCGUCAGCUGUGUCUGGGGCGGCGCAACGGGAAACAACUACGCGAGUUUUCUAUGGGCGCGCAUCUUCCAGGGCGUAGGCCUCGCGCCCUUUGAAGCCCUCGUCAAUGCGUCCGUCGGCGAUCUCUACCACGUUCACGAGCGCGGUGUGCGCAUGGCCUUGUCCAAUUUUUGCGUCUUUGGCGGUGCAUUCUUCACCCCGGUCUUGGUGGGCGUCAUUGCCGACCGCAUAGGCUACAUUUGGACGUUCUACUUUGUCGCCAUCUUCACGGGCGUCAUGCUCCCGCUCGUCGUCUUCUUCGUGCCCGAGACGGCGUACCGGCGAGAAAACCGGUUCGACAUUGACACAAUGGGCAACCUCGUUGCACCCGACGGCCGCGAACUCAAGGAUCUUGAAACUUUCAUCGGCAACAUGUCGAAUAAUAAUACGGCGUCUACCAUUAGCCCGGGCCACUCCCCUUCCACCUCGCUCAUCACCACACCCAUGGACAAACCAGUCCUCGAACCCCCCUCCUCCAACAACAACAAUAACAACCACCCACACGACUCCCCCAACCCCACCCCCCAAAAACACACCUACCUCCAAACCCUCCGCCUAACCAACGGCCGCCAAACCAACGAACCCUACCUCCACCUCCUCCUCCGCCCCUUCUCCCUCUUCCUCCACCCCGGCAUCCUCUGGUCCUGCCUCAUCCAAGGCACCCUCAUCGGCUUCACCGUCCUCAUCGGCAUCGUCCUCGCAGGCAUCAUGCUCGGACCCCCCCUCUGGUUCGGCGAAGUAGAAACCGGCUACAUGUACACGGGCGCCUUCAUCGGCGCCCUCCUCGGUUUCGCCCUCACGGGCCUCAUUAGCGAUUGGAGUGCCAAUCUGCUCACCCGGCUGAACAACGGGGUGUAUGAGCCCGAGUUUCGAAUGGUGCUUGUGGUGCCGCAGAUGGUGUUUGGAGGGGCAGGGAUCGUGGGGUUUGGAUGGACGAGUGAUGAUGCGGAGAGGUAUGGCUGGUUUUGGCCGGAUUUCUUUUUUGCGUUGGUGGUCAUGGGGAUGGUGUGUGGGGCGGUGGGGAGUGCGUUGUAUAUUGUUGAUGCGCAUCGCGACAUGUCCGUCGAAGGCUUCACCUGCAACCUCGUCUUCAAAAACAUCUUCUCCUUUGCCCUGACCUUCAAAGGCUUCGACUGGAUCGUCGAAUCCGGCAGCAUCAAGGACGUCUUUGUUGCCGUUGGCUGUGUCCAGAUUGCCGUCUGUGCGCUUACAAUUCCCAUGUACAUCUUCGGCAAAAAGAGCAGGAGUUUCUUCUACAGACAUAAUGUGUUUUUUAAAGCUACGGAUUGGGUGGCUGCUAAGAUGACGUUUUGGUGA
Plenodomus lingam JN3 is the source of this 1791-nucleotide messenger RNA. NCBI's taxonomy places the organism in Eukaryota, Fungi, Ascomycota, Dothideomycetes, Pleosporales, Leptosphaeriaceae. The record is from RefSeq and is a predicted model, not a curated record.